This is a messenger RNA of Anarrhichthys ocellatus (wolf-eel), 1902 nucleotides long. RefSeq names its product S-adenosylmethionine sensor upstream of mTORC1 (gene samtor). Lineage: Eukaryota; Metazoa; Chordata; Actinopteri; Perciformes; Anarhichadidae. The record is from RefSeq and is a predicted model, not a curated record. The coding region runs from base 89 to 1270 and encodes 393 amino acids. Gene Ontology annotation, biological process: negative regulation of TORC1 signaling. The transcript has 5 exons.
UUUGUUUUUUUUCAGCUAAGGAAAAAAGGGGAAGCAACUGGCGAAGGGGGCAGCAAGCAAGCAAGCAAGCAUCGGCUGGCGCGGUGCUAUGGACCUCAGGGACAAUGUCGAGACAGGGGAGACGGAGAACCACACCGAGCUGUUCUACUUGCCGAUUCCAGACGAAGUGCCGUGCAAAGGGGAGCAGGAGAAGCUGUCCGGGGUCGUCAAAAACGUCCACAGAAAACUGCGCAGGAAAUACAGAGAGGUGGGCGAUUUUGACAAGAUCUGGCGCGAGCACUGUAAAGAUGAGCAGACGUUGAGUGAGUACGCCCUCGCCAUGAAGAAUCUCGCCGACAACCACUGGACCAAAAACUGCGAAGGAGAGGGACGCAUCGAAUGGUGUCGCAGUGUCUGUCAAGAAUAUUUUUUGGAUGGCGGGAUGAAAAGAAUGGUAGAAAAGGAUAAGAAAAGUGCCAUGCUUACCAUGGGUCUGGCUGCAGACUCUGUAAGUGCCCAACCGUACAGCACCAUCCCCAGUUCUAUCUCUCAGCUGGGGAAAAUGCGCCUUCUUGACGUGGGAAGCUGCUUCAACCCUUUCUUGAAGUUUGAUGAAUUCCUUACAGUUGGUAUCGACAUAGUGCCUGCAGUUGAGAGUGUGUACAAGUGUGACUUCCUCAACCUUCAGCUCCAGCAGCCUCUCCAGCUGGCGAGCGACGCGGUCGAGGCCUUCCUCCGCCAGCUCCACAACCCCAUCGACACGCUGCCCGCCCAGCUAUUCCACGUGGUGGUCUUCUCUCUGCUUCUGUCCUACUUCCCCUCACCUUACCAGCGCUGGAUCUGCUGUAAGAAGGCCCACGAGCUGCUGGAGCUGCACGGCCUGCUGCUCAUCAUCACGCCCGACUCCUCGCACCAAAACCGCCAUGCCCUCAUGAUGCGCAGUUGGCGCGUGGCGGUGGAGUCCCUGGGCUUCAAGCGGUACAAAUACGUCAAGUAUUCCCACAUGCAUCUCAUCGCCUUCCGUAAGGCGUCUCUGGCCACCACCAGCGACCUGGUGUCCCGCAACUACCCAGAGAUGCUCUACAUCCCUCAGGAUUUCCACUCCAACGAGGAGGAGGAGGAGUGUGCCGACGUGCCCGUGCAGGUGCGCUCUGAGUUCGAGGAUGACCAGAUGGCGUGGGGCUUCACGGAGCUACCCGACGCUCCCUAUGAUUCCGAUUCUGGGGAGAGCCAGAGCAGCUCAGUGCCUGGCUUCCAUGAGCUAGAAGACCCCAUCCUGCUUCAGAGCUAGGCUAAACCAGCUACCCCUCCCGCCCCCUCUCCCCUCCCCCCUCCCCCUCUCUCUACGUAACUGUCACCUCUCCUUCAACUGCUGCGCUGCCAAAUUUAACCUGCUGCAUUCUUCUCCCACUUGUCCUCCCUCUCCUCAAAACAAUGCAGUUUGCACAGUGCGAAAGCGAGAAGUUUACAGAUUAUUUUCUCAUAUCCACACUCCUCUGAGAGUACACAUACACACCCACACACUAAGAUGGAUAUAUUUUGAUAAAUAUAUAGGUUUUUUAAAGAGUUAAAGAGUUGGGAAAGUGAAUGCCCCCAAGAUAUCUAAACUCCCUGCUCCUUAAUUUCCAUGCAAUCUUUCAAUCAGCUUUCAAUAACUAAAGUCAGCGUGUCUGCAUUCUGUCCUCGGUCUCUAUUUGAUAAGCUAGUGUGGCAGGCUGCUUAGUACAAAAGACAAAUACACAGCAACCCCAGCAGUCCGACAGGAGUUUGAUUGCACUGGAGAGACUGAGAUGGAACGACUGGACUGGUACGCUUGCUUCUGUCCCAGUCAUGCAGCUAGACUUCCUGAACAUUCUUGAUGUGCGUUUUAGUUUUCCAAGACAAAAAUAAGUACAGUGUUUUGAAAUAUAUAUAUAUAUAUAU